UAACCAGUAAAAAAUAGUUACAAUUUAGUACUCGAUAUUAUUACAUCAAAUUAUUAGUAAUUUAUGAUAAGAAAAAAAUUUAAUACUUUGUUGAUUAAUGAUUAAAUAUUUACGACAAUAAUUCGUGUUUUAAUUUUUUUUUUUUUUGUGAAUUAAAUAAAUUUUUAAUUUAUAAAUAACAAUGCGAUCGCUAAAAAUAAGUUUGUGGUUCAUUGCCAUCAUAUGUACUUUGAGCAUUGGAUUUGUUGUAGCUGAAGACGACGAAAUUACGUUAUCGAAAUUUGGAUCUAAAGCUGGCCCUACAAUUAAAUUUCUGUAUUGCUAUUCUUGUGGCUACAAACGAGUAUAUGAAGAAUAUGUUAAUAUUCUAAGACAAAAAUACCCAGAGCUUCAUAUUCAUGGUCAAAACUAUGAUCCGCCAGGUUAUAAUAUGUUUAUGGCUAAAUUUUUGGGAUUUGCUAAAAUUUUAAUUAUUUUAUUGAUAAUUAGUGGCAUUAAUAUUGCUCAAUGGUUGGGACAACCUCCACUAUUUUGGUGGGACUGGUGUCUCAAUAACAAAUUGUAUGCUUGUAUUAUGAUAUUUUUCAUUUGUAAUGCAAUUGAAGGCCAGUUAAUAUCCUCCGGAGCAUUUGAGAUUCAUUUCAAUGAUGUCCCAGUUUGGUCGAAACUUGAAACAGGUCGAGUACCACAACCUCCGGAAUUAUUUCAAAUAAUUGAUAAUCAACUUCAAAUGCUAUUCCCAGAGAGAGAUUCUCUUGAUAUGUCCUUUAACAAAUAAUUUACUUUAUUUUAAAAUAAAAAACUGAUUAUAAUAACGAUAUUAAUAAUAUUAAUUAAUUAUAAUUUAUAUACAGGAAAAAAAAGAAACCAAUGUGAUUGCAUAAUUUUAAAGAUAUACACUAACAAUAAUAUCCAACGAUUUGUCAUAAUGAAAUAUGUAACAUAUAUACAGUUAUUUACAUUUUGCAUUGCAUCAAUUGUUAACACUAGUAAUUGAAUCAAAGUAUAAAUUAUUCCAGAGAAUAAUAAUAAUAAUGAUGUUGUAAUUAAUAAAAAUUGCCAGGUGAAUUAAAGUAAAGUAUUUAAUAAAUAAGUUGUAAUGUACAAUUGUAUAUAAUAGUUAUCAUUCACAUUUAAAAACUUGAAAGUGAAUUUAAUUUACCAUAAUACAAACAGAAAUUACAUUAUGAAAUAUGUAAAUAUUUAUUAUAAUAUAAUUACAUUAAUAUCAUUUUCACCUUUAAAUAUUAUUUUAAAAAUAGAUGUUUAAUAAAUUUAAUAAUAAUAACAUUCC
Molecule: messenger RNA, 1294 nt
Organism: Microplitis mediator
Lineage: Eukaryota; Metazoa; Arthropoda; Insecta; Hymenoptera; Braconidae
Gene: SelT
Product: thioredoxin reductase-like selenoprotein T homolog CG3887
Exons: 4
Coding region: 182-778 (198 amino acids)
Biological process (GO): cell redox homeostasis
Cellular component (GO): endoplasmic reticulum membrane
Molecular function (GO): thioredoxin-disulfide reductase (NADPH) activity
Source: RefSeq, a predicted model, not a curated record